Messenger RNA from Talaromyces rugulosus, 702 nucleotides. RefSeq lists its product as uncharacterized. The coding region runs from base 1 to 702 and encodes 233 amino acids. The record is from RefSeq and is a predicted model, not a curated record. NCBI's taxonomy places the organism in Eukaryota, Fungi, Ascomycota, Eurotiomycetes, Eurotiales, Trichocomaceae. The transcript is spliced from 3 exons.
AUGGGGCAGCUCGUCAAGAAUAUGCCUCGGCAUGAUAUACAAUGGCGGAAGCUAAAGAGCGAUUACAUGUAUAACAACACGUACUAUCUUCGAAAGAAAAAGUUUAUCGUGUAUCAAUUCGCAACGAACAUCACUGGAGCUGUGAAUAGCAUUGGCAUUGCGGUCUUAAAACCCUACAACGAAGUCCGAUCUCGCACAAUAUCCGACUUUCCCUCUGCUCGUAUCAACUCUACCGAUCUAGUCGCCAGUCUUGGAUUCAAUAUUGCCCCGAAUAUAUUGAUCGGUUUAUUUUUCGGUGCUGCGAUAUUCUAUGAUCUGUUCUGGCCAGAGCGCGUGGAAUCCCGAAGGAUACAGUGGACAUGGCAAUUAUCCGCGGUGGUAUUGUGUGCCAUGGAACUGGCUGCCUUGCUUUGGCUCACGGUUACUGCUGCAACGCACGGUAUUCAGAUCGAUGGGGUUACGGAUGAUCAAGCGAAUAGUAUACGCCAGAGUUGGCAUGGUCCUUCGCUGGAUUAUUGCAAUGACGGUCGCGCAGUAGCGGCGAUUAUUGUUGAAUGGAUUGGGUUUGUGUUCACGGUUUGGAGCACGAUUCUCAUGAUGAAGGCCUAUUCGCAUAACAACAAGUAUGGUCCUUUUGCGGACCAUAUUACUCGGCCUGAUGGUGAGCAUGUCAUGUUGGAUGUUCAGCAAGAUCCAGCGUAG